Messenger RNA from Cordyceps fumosorosea ARSEF 2679, 1788 nucleotides. RefSeq names its product Chloramphenicol acetyltransferase-like domain protein. The transcript has 3 exons. NCBI's taxonomy places the organism in Eukaryota, Fungi, Ascomycota, Sordariomycetes, Hypocreales, Cordycipitaceae. Gene Ontology annotation, molecular function: acyltransferase activity, transferring groups other than amino-acyl groups. The record is from RefSeq and is a predicted model, not a curated record. Bases 1 to 1788 code for a protein of 595 amino acids.
AUGUGCAUCACCAAUGUUAUUUUAGCUGUGUUGCAGCACAUUCUCCAUGGCCAAAGGUUUUGCAACGUCGAGAACGGCAUUUACACUCGUGGUAAUCGUCGAGCAGCAUACACGGCAUCAGUAAACAAGGCAGUGUUGCCCAGCAUGAGUACAGCCAUGCACCCGGAAGACUACACGGUAGUCCCCAUUCCGCUCUUAAACGCCACAGUGAGCAACGUUGAGUUGAUGUCACUGACCAAGCCCUCCCUCCAGGCCAGAGUCUCCGUCAUCUUCAACGCGCCGCUCUCCUUUGAGAAGCUCCAUUCUGCUUGGAUCACCGCCCUCCACGCCCGGCCCAUCAUGCAGGCGCCGAUGCGGGAGUGUCCCUCCGCCCCCUCCGGCCUCGCCUACCACGUACGCACCCCCACCGGCAUGGCCAAGUACUUGAAGCGGCAGGACUCGCUCCCGGAGCACCUUCGCGACUUUUGCUGCCUGGAUGAGUCGCACCGGUCCAUCCGGAGCUAUUGUCCCGGCUUCGGCGGGGCGGCGGCCUCCGACGACGGCGGCGUGGUGGUGAUUAGCCAGGGUCCCGAGGCGGCGGACCAGAAGCGGUGCGCGGCGCUGAACGCGGUGGACGGCUUCGACCAGCUGCGGCGCUCGGACCGGCCGCAGACGACGAUCCAGGUGACGCGGUUCCGGGACGCGACCCUGGUGACGAUGUCGGUCAACCACGCGUUCGGCGACUUGGUGACGAUCAAGUCGUUCCUGAAGGCGUGGGAGGCGGCGCUGCACGGGAGGGAGGUCCGGCCGUACGAGCGCGUGGACGCGGACCCGUUCCUCGGCUACGAGCCCGGCGGCGAGUUGGCGAGUGGUGGUGGUGGUCUGCCGCCGCCGCCGCCGCCGGAGGGCUGGAAGGUGUACGGCCUGCUCGACAAGGCGAGGUUCAUGAGGAGGUACCUGUGGGACCACUACGUCCAGCGGCCGGAGCGCUCCAUCGAGGACAGGCGCAUCUUUCUGCCGGACGAGUUUGUCGCGGCGCUGCAGGAGAAGGCGCGGUACGACCUGACCUUUGUGCAGAAGAGGCUGGACGGCGAGAAGCUGAAACCUGAGGGUGAAGACGACGGCACGACCACAAAGGAGAAGAAGGAGAGGAAGAAGCUGUACGUCAGCCGGUCGGACGUGCUGUACGCGUGGCUGCUGAAGCACAGCCACGCGCACCUCCCCCCAGACCAGCCAAGCACGGCCGUGACCAUCUCCAACGGGCGCUUCCGCCCACCCGCCGGGCUCCCCGCCGACCCCGCGAGCCUGGCGGACAACGACCUCCUCUGCGGCGCCAUGGCCAUCGCCCUGCCCGGCCUGACCGCCGGACGGGUCGCCGCGCUGCCGCUCGGCGAGCUGGCGCUGCACGUGCGCGAGGGCAUCCGCGCGCGCACCACCCCCGAGGGCGUGAAGCGGUGGCUCAACUUUCAGCUGGCGCACGGGCGGUGGCGUGAGCCGUCGGGGGCGGUGGUGGCGCCGUGCGAGCCGGGGGACUUUGUGACGGGCAUCACGGACUGGCGGGCGGUGAGGCUGGGGGAGGUGGACUUCUCGCCGGCGCGGCUGCCGGGCGAGGGGGCCGCGGUGGUGAAGAUGAGUGCGGUGGAUGGGCACAUGGUGGUGAAGAGCUCGAGGAGGGACUUUUACAUUUGUCUGGGGGACGUGGAGGGGGGCGUCUGGAUAUUGGGGUAUGCGAGCAGGGAGCAGUGGCGGGAUCCGCGCAGUUUUGGAAGGUAUGAGACGCUGCUGCGAGAGCCGAGGAGCAAGUUGUAG